AUGAUAGAUGAUAAUGAAAUUUAUAGGAUUGAUGAACGCGUGUACUCCAAUGCACCAAAACAUGAUAAAAGACGGUCUCGGAGAAAUAUUCGGACGACGCUCCUCAAUGCAAACCCUAGCAAUUUCCGAGACAUAGUUCAAAAGUUCACCGGACGUUCUUCCGGCAUUGAUGUAUCGAAUGAGAGAAAAGGACGUCCGGUGACGUUAGACUUCAGGUCGCCGGCUUCGGUUACUAAACAAGUCAUUUUCCCUAGCUCCGGCCAUAUCCAAAAUCAAGAUUGUGCCAUUGAGACGCACGUGGCUGAUGAUGGGGAGAGUAAGCAAACGGCGUCGUCGUGUGAGAUUGGCCAACUAAGUGAUGACUAUGAUCAAGGUAAUUAUGGUGGGACGUGUGAUGAUUAUGUUCAUGAUAAUUAUGAUAAUCAUCAUAAUGAUGAUCUUAUUAUGAGGGAAUACUUGGAAAACAUGAGUAGCUUUAGUGGAGUGAUUACAAUGGAUUUAGAAGAGUUUUACCCUGACGCGGUGAUGGUGGAGGAGUUUUUGAUGAGAGAUCUCGACAUAUGA
Molecule: messenger RNA, 564 nt
Organism: Capsella rubella
Lineage: Eukaryota; Viridiplantae; Streptophyta; Magnoliopsida; Brassicales; Brassicaceae
Exons: 2
Coding region: 1-564 (187 amino acids)
Source: RefSeq, a predicted model, not a curated record